AUUGCCAGCCAGGACGUUAAUUGCUCGGAGUUUGGUUGUGGUUUAAUGUGAGUUUUAAAGUGCGCGCGCUCGUUUUGCGGUGAGAUUGUCAGUGAAGCGGAAACGAUGAGCUCUCGGGGCCAGGUGGUGUUGCCAACAUGAAGCACGGUAUCGGGGAAGAGCACAGAAUGCGCAAAAACCCUCGGGCAAUCAUUUUGUUGCUGUUCAUUUUGUUUAAUAAAGCAAGCUCCCGAAACAACAUGGCGCCCAACCACCUCCUGAACUCCGCUCUCACCUGCCGCCUCGUCGGUGGCCUCACCAGGGAACAACGAGCAACGUGCCAUGAAGCCCCUGACGCUGCCGCCAUAGCUUUCGAAGGACUCCAGCUGGCAGUCAGGGAAUGCCAGCACCAGUUCCGAUGGCAUCGAUGGAACUGCUCCAGCCUGGUGGUGAAAAGCAGCAAUCCGCAUGCCAGCGCUAUUAUGAAGAGAGGUUUCCGCGAGUCUUCCUUCCUCUACGCGCUGACCGCCGCAGGAGUGGCGCACGCCAUCGCCCGCGCCUGCGCACAAGGCAGACUCCUCUCCUGCAGCUGCGAUCCCCUUGGCUAUCCCUCUCACCCUAGAGACAGAAGACAGAAGUGGGAAUGGAGCGGCUGCUCGCAUAAUCUUGCGUUCGGGAUCGAAUUCUCGAGGAAGUUUCUCGAUGCGAGGGAGAAGGUGGAUGAUUUGCAGUCAAGGAUCAAUGUGCACAAUAAUGAUGCUGGAAGAUCGAUCUUGUCAUCCCACAUGGAGGUUCGGUGCAAAUGCCACGGCCUCUCCGGCAGUUGCCAACUGCGAACUUGCUGGCGAGCCACGCCCGACUUCAGGGUAGUGGCUUCCACCAUCAAACGACAAUAUAGGAAGGCUUUAAUAGUAGCACAGGAAGAGCUAAACAACGGAUUCUCCGUAUUACGAGGACGACCUCGGGGCAGGAGGCGAAGUCGAGCGCGACCAGCACCUAAAACUAGUCUCUUGUUCUUUGAAAAAUCCCCGAGUUUCUGCGAAGUAGACCCGAAGACGGACUCCGCCGGCACUUCGGGUCGUGUCUGCCGGAUCGGGCGUACCUCACGCUCAGGUUCCUGUGAUUUGCUCUGUUGUGGACGAGGCCAUGCUCUCAUCAGGAAGUCCAGUAUUAAGCCCUGCAAUUGCACGUUCCAUUGGUGUUGUCGUGUGGACUGUCAGAGGUGCAGGGACGAUAAGUGGGUGGCUGUGUGCAAGUGAGCUGCUCGUGAAAGUGUGAUCUCCACGGACUCUUGAUGGAUACGGAACACUAGGAAUAAUACCGGCAAGUUGAUGUAAUAGGAGGAAAGAGGACUGGAUAUUAUUUUGAACAUCAUUUAUUGGAUGAGGAAGUCGUCGUAUUAUUUGGGUUCAGUUGGACGAUUUAA
Messenger RNA from Leguminivora glycinivorella, 1405 nucleotides. RefSeq names its product protein Wnt-10a (gene Wnt10). Gene Ontology annotation, cellular component: extracellular region. The transcript is spliced from 6 exons. The coding region runs from base 138 to 1238 and encodes 366 amino acids. NCBI's taxonomy places the organism in Eukaryota, Metazoa, Arthropoda, Insecta, Lepidoptera, Tortricidae. Gene Ontology annotation, biological process: neuron differentiation; cell fate commitment; multicellular organism development. The record is from RefSeq and is a predicted model, not a curated record. Gene Ontology annotation, molecular function: frizzled binding; cytokine activity.